UCUUAUCAUAACAGGAGUUCACUCAUUGCAUUGCUCGGAAUCCGUACAUUUUGUAGAAGUCCUCUUCUCUCCUGCCUGUUGUUCAUCCGGUGACUAGUAAUUCAUAAGAAUUAAGUCACCAGUGAACUUUAAAAUAAAUAAUAAUUUUUCGGAUAACGCUAGCUCACAAGAUGGCCGACUGUUAUUCGUAAGAUAAUGUCUGGUGCGUCUGGUUCAGGGAGUGGAGCGGGACGCGGCCGGGGCUCCAGCACUGUAGCAGACAACAAAGAAAAGGAAAAUAAACCCAACCCUAAAAUGUCGAAAGCUUUGGGUACAUCGGCGAAGAGAAUCCAGAAGGAACUAGCAGAGAUCACACUAGAUCCCCCUCCAAACUGCAGUGCGGGCCCUAAAGGAGACAAUUUGUAUGAAUGGGUGUCAACUAUUCUCGGUCCUCCUGGAUCAGUAUAUGAAGGAGGUGUUUUCUUCCUUGACAUACAUUUCUCACCAGAAUACCCUUUCAAACCUCCUAAGGUGACAUUCCGGACUAGGAUAUACCACUGUAACAUCAACAGCCAGGGGGUGAUAUGCCUGGACAUACUCAAGGACAACUGGUCCCCUGCACUCACCAUUUCUAAAGUCUUACUAUCUAUUUGUUCCUUGCUCACUGACUGCAAUCCAGCGGACCCGCUGGUGGGCAGCAUCGCGACUCAGUAUCUGCAGAACCGCGAGGAGCACGACCGCAUCGCGCGCCUCUGGACCAAGCGUUACGCGACAUGAUCGCCCGGCCAGGCCCACUCAUACUCAGCCCAUACCAUUCUGUUCUCAAAAUCAACCCUCCACGUUAAUAUAAGCUUAAAAUGUUUAACAGUAACCCGUUUAGCAUAUUUUGCAUAACUAUCGGCGUCCCGGACGCGACUCCCGACUGUGACGGUGCGCGUGUUUCUUAUAAUGGCUUAUUCAUUUUUUUCGCAAUUAAUGUGAUGUAUAAACAAGCUUAAAAUUGUCCAAAACUAAUGUAUAGGCCUUAUUUAAUCAAUGAUUUUUUUUCUGUUAAUCGUUCCUUAAUGUAUGGAUACAGAAUAAUUUUCUUAAUAAAUUUGUAAUUUUAGGUUUUACCAGUGAAUUUGAGUCAAUUUUCCGCGAUGAUGCGAUGAUCUCAUACACUUUGUACUGUUACUGCUUAUGUGCGGUCGGACUAUCUCAGGCCGACAUCUAUGUUAUAAAUUAAUAAUAAAUCGUAGAUUAUCUCUAUAACGAUUUUUGAUUUCAGGGUAUGGAUUACAUUCAUUUUGUGUGAUAAAAAAAUAAUGAAACACGCCUGGCGUGGCUUAAAACUGAAUCAUACCAGAUGCCUAUGAAGCAUGGUUCAGAUUUUCUGCAUAAACAUACUUGAGCCCAAAGCGAUUGUAAUGUAUGGAAUUACAUGUUCGAAACUAUAUAGAGUUAGGCCAAAAAAGUCUGCAUCGAUUUUGAUAGCACACGCAGUGCAAGUGUUAUUUUAAACGUCAAAUUUCUAUAGAAAUUAUGAUGUAUUAAAUAACAUUUGCAGUGCGUAUGCUAUCAAAAUCGCUGCACUGGUCUAACUUUACCAUCUCUUAUAAUUCCAUACAUUACAACGGGCUUUCUAAGCCUGAACAUGCUGCUUAUGCGUCUGGUGUGCUUCGGCCUUUAUUUAAGAGUCAAAUCCACCCUCUAGCUCACUAUUAUUUCUUUGCACGUAAGUCUUUGCAUUUACAUUAUAUUAUGCCGUACUGUGCGAUAAGUGAUACUGUACUAGAGGGCAGACCUAAAAGAAGGAUGAAAUAUAAACUCCUGAUUACUUUAAAUCACCCUCAUAAUUGUGUUGACUUUUGAUACAAGGUACAAAUAAUUGAUUUAUUGUUGAAAUCUCCAGUUACCGAUGACCGAAGAAUCAUUUUAUACAUACAUCCCCUCUGCCAUAUGUAACGCGCAAUUUUUUAAGGCCUGUGCCGAUGUCAAGAGUGUAUGCUUCGAUGACUAAUCAUAACAAAUGAAUAGAAUUUUUAAUUAACUACUCGAUGUUUCCUAAAAGAUGUGAUGGUCAUAUUUUGAAGUUGUUGUAUUGCCUUAAUUUGAGUGACAUUUUUGAGAAUUGUGAGUCUUUAGAUAGGUUUUACUUGGUCCUAUUGUUUUGAAAUAGAUAGUAAAUUUAUUUGAAUCAAUCCUAGGUUGCGUGUUUUACUAGUUUUCUUUAUUUGCGUGCAAUGGUUGAUAAAAUAGUCACUCGUUUUUGAAAUAAAGUAAUCAUAAUAAAUGUGAAAUGACUGAUGGUCCAGCAAUAUUUCCAAAUUACGGUUUUAACUAUUAAGUAUUUCAUAGUUGUUUUGCAGGAUUGCUGUAUCGAAUCGAGCAGUGAUUGGACAAUGUAGAUUCAUUAGUUCACAAAAUAAAACAUAUCAAGCUUUGAUCCAAUAGUGGGUGAUUUGAUUACGUUCCUUGCGGAUUCCCGUCGGGGUAAGGUAUACGGCUUCCGAUAAGCGCACUCAGAUGUGCCAAAUCAUGAAAUCAGUCCAAACGCAUGACCACUUAUCUGUUGUCAUUACUCCGUGUAUUUUUUCUAACAUAUUCCGUUUAGCAUGUAAACAAUUAUUAGAAAUAAGUUAUUCUACUAUUUAGGUAAUGUGUAAUGUAUGUCUUAACCAUAGUUCUAAUUAAAAUUAGCUGUGUAAUAAUUUUAGUGGGAGUAUGUCGCGUGUAUAUGAAUGUAUUGACGAUCCCGUAUGGAAUGGAAGACAUUCGUUAUUUUUGAUGAAAUCGGUGAUAACAUGGUGUAACUGGUGCUGUGAGGUUCACAUGCUUGCGACAUACAAUAGAUAAUCGAAUACUGGGAUGGUAUUCAAGACUGGAUAUUUUUGUCAAUGUGAUUUUUUAAUUAUUUUGUACUAUGAAUAUGUUGCUUGCAAUCGACAGCUGUAUUUAACGCGACUGAGGUUCCUCUGAAUCGAUUGACUUCGGACCCUUGUAACCAUCCUCUGUUACAAUUUGUAUCAUGGUAUAAAAUAGAAAAAAAUAAAAUUGUGUGUAACUAGAACACC
Messenger RNA from Cydia splendana, 3035 nucleotides. RefSeq names its product ubiquitin-conjugating enzyme E2-24 kDa. Gene Ontology annotation, molecular function: ubiquitin conjugating enzyme activity. The transcript has 4 exons. The coding region runs from base 196 to 756 and encodes 186 amino acids. Gene Ontology annotation, biological process: protein polyubiquitination. Gene Ontology annotation, cellular component: nucleus. The record is from RefSeq and is a predicted model, not a curated record. NCBI's taxonomy places the organism in Eukaryota, Metazoa, Arthropoda, Insecta, Lepidoptera, Tortricidae.